Hippopotamus amphibius kiboko is the source of this 4772-nucleotide messenger RNA. It is a transcript of the gene RNF125, whose product is annotated as ring finger protein 125. The record is from RefSeq and is a predicted model, not a curated record. NCBI's taxonomy places the organism in Eukaryota, Metazoa, Chordata, Mammalia, Artiodactyla, Hippopotamidae. The transcript is spliced from 6 exons. Gene Ontology annotation, molecular function: ubiquitin protein ligase activity. Gene Ontology annotation, biological process: ubiquitin-dependent protein catabolic process; protein polyubiquitination. Bases 210 to 908 code for a protein of 232 amino acids.
UCACUUCAGACGCGCGGCCGCGCACUCGGCCUGCCCCAGACCGAGGCUGUGCCCCGCGGCAGAGGCUGCUUCUGGGCUGCGCUGGCUGGGCGCGCUGGGAGGAGGUGAUCGCAGCUGGGCCGGGACUUCCUUCCUCCACCGCAGGACAACAAAACAAGCCGGCCGCAGGCACCGGGCUCUUGGCAACCGUCUGGGCGGGAGGCGCAGCGAUGGGCUCCGUGCUGAGCAGCGAUAGCGGAAAAUCCGCGCCAGCCUCGGCCACCCCGCGGGCCCUGGAGCGCAGGGGAGACCCGGAGCUGCCCGUUACGUCCUUCGACUGCUCCGUCUGCCUCGAGGUGUUGCACCACCCCGUCCGGACCCGCUGUGGCCACGUAUUCUGCCGUUCCUGCAUUGCUACCAGUCUAAAGAACAAUAAGUGGACCUGUCCUUAUUGCCGGGCAUAUCUUCCUUCCGAAGGAGUUCCAGCAACUGACGUAGCCAAGAAAAUGAAAUCCGAGUUCCAGAAUUGCACCGAGUGUGACACCCUGGUUUGCCUCAGUGAAAUGAGGGCACACAUAAGAACAUGUCAGAAGUACCUAGAUAAGUAUGGACCACUACAAGAACUCGGAGAGACAGCAACAAGGUGCGUGUGUCCAUUUUGUCAGAAGGAAUUGGAUGAAGACAGCUUGCUGGAUCAUUGCAUUACUCAUCACAGAUCAGAAAGGAGACCUGUGUUCUGUCCACUUUGCCGUUUAGUACCUAAUGAGAAUCCAAGCAGCUUCAAUGGCAGCUUAAUAAGACAUUUGCAAGUCAGUCACACUUUGUUUUAUGAUGAUUUCCUUGAUUUUAAUAUAAUUGAGGAAGCUCUUAUUCAAAGGGUCUUAGACCGGUCGCUUCUGGAAUAUGUGAAUCAUUCGAACAGCACGUAAUUAUUUUAAAAGAAAAGGGAAGGAGACCGUACAAUUGCACUGUUUUUUUAAGAUGCUGCUUGAAGAAUUGGAGGGAAACUGUCAAUGUUUGAUGGGCAAAAAAGUAUACAACACAGUUAUGUUUGUCCAUGUUUAUUGUUAUAUUGCAUUUUAAAACUGCUUUCAUUUUGAUGGUUUAGGUCUGUUUUACAUUCUUGAGUUUCUUAGACACCUAACAGCAAAAAAGUCUCCAUCAGCCAUUAGUAAAUCGAAGAGAAACAAGGCUGAGUAUGUGGGUGAAGGAUCUUUGUUUGCAAAUUGGAUGACAUUGUGUGUAAUGCUACAUAUUGAUAACUACCCUCAUUAUUGGACAAGAUAACUAAUCUUUGUUCUGUGGAGAGUGAAACAAUGUGUGGACAUUCAAGGUAAUGUGAAAUCUGUUCCAGUACGCACAUUCUAACUGCCAAUGGAAUAACAUGAAUAACCUUGUAUGGCAGUAGGAAAGGAAAAUUUUGGAAAUCAACAACCUUCAUUUAACCAAAUUGUAUAGCAUAACUGUAACAAAAUAAAUUUCAUGUUAGGAAUGUAUACUUAAUGCUUUGACUUUUUAUAACUAUGCACACAUAAGAAUUUAAUAUUAUAUUUUUAAUACAGGCAACUUCUUAAGAACCAUCAGCUGAUAUUUACAGUAGAAGUAUUCACAUCCAUGUUUUAGUGAAAAAUCCUAAGGGCUUUGAUUUUUUUUUUAAUUUUAUCUUUUAGGAAAAUUAUAAAAUAAACCGAAAUACUGAAAAGCAAACAGAAAAUGUAUAGCUUAUUACAUUCUUAUAAGGAAACACUCUUUUAGAACUCUGCCAGUCACCUUGAAUGUCCUCUGUGUCCUGUCACAGUAAACAACCCUCUUCCCCAACCCCACGAAAGUAACCACUACAUUGAUUUUAAUAGUACUCACUUCCUUGCAUUUCUUUCUUAGUUUAUCCCCCAAGUGUGUAUCUCCACACACUAGCUUUUAAUCGUAUCCAUUUAAAAUUACUUUAUUAGAUAUAUAUCUUAACAUCUCUUUUUAAUCUAUGGGCUCCCUCUUCUUUUUUUCCUUAAAAUUUACCUAUUAAAGAACCUGGUCGUAUAAGUUUCUCACUGUCUGUAUUUUGUUAAUUGCAUACUCAUGGCACAAUUCAGCGUGUCCUUCUGUCCUCUGGUUAUUGACACAUGGAUCCAGAGAUCUGAGCAAACUCAGGUUCAGCCUUUUGGCCAGCCUAUAUAGAUCAUGGUAUACUCUUCCAGAAUGUCUGGUUCUCUCUUUUUGUGUUGUCAGCUGAAGUUGAUACUCAGUGCCUUUGAUUUGUCAUGGAUUGGAGAAUAUUCUGUCAUUUCUUUUUCAUUUAUUAGUUGGACUAUUUUUAUAAAGAGGUGUUUCCCCACAUCUACUAUUUGGUUAACCAGUGGUCAAGUUCAUAUAGGAAAGGGAGAAUAAAUACUUGAAUUUUCCCCUUUAUUUACCAGUUUUCAAGAUAAACAAAACUUGUUUUCUAUCAUCUAUAGAUCACUUUUUUUAAGUGUUGUGAACUCAUGGAUUCAAACAUAUUUGAUAGGCUUUAAUCCAUUUCGAAUAUUGCCUUAUUAAAGCUCAAAUUGUCCUAUCUUUGGUCACUGGGAGCUUUAUCAAGUUGACUCUGAGUCCUUUUGACACUGCUCUAGCUGUCUUUAUAAUGGCUUUCUUGUAGUCUCAUAUGGCAAGAUAUUCCAGGCUCAACUUGUAUGUUUCCUGCAGCAGACCUGGAAUCAGCCAUUUCUCUUAAGAAGCCUGGUUUCUUUCAGUGAGAAAUAGCACUUCAAAACCAUAGUUGUAACUGUUAAAUUCAUUGCGGCUAGAUUGGUCAUUGUUUCUAGGAGAGAGCUAGGAAAUAUCUUUUUUUUUUUUAAAUAAAACACUUCAUGAGUUUAUUUUGAUACUUUCAAAUCAAAUUAAGUACUACAGAGUUUUUGCUUAAUCUUUUCUAUUACAUUUGUGUCUUUUGUUUUUCUUUACUGAGAAUCCUGGUCUUCAAGGACACAGGAAUAUCCCACAAUUACUCGUUUCCUUCGUCUGCUUUACACAUGCAACAAUCUCAGAAUAAUACUAAUAAACCACCACCAAUAUGAUAGCUGGUACAACUAAAAAUGUUUUUCAUUUGUUCGCCCCAGUCUUCUGUUUUUUGAAGUUGUACUAUAUCAACAUUUUCAAGGAACUCCCUGGCACUCCAGUGAUUAAGACUCUGUGCUUUCACUGCUGAGGGCCUGGGUUUGACCCCUGGUGGGGAAACUAAGAUUCUGCAAGCUACACAGCAUGGCCAGAACAAAAAAGAGAUUUUUUUCCAGAACCUAUUGGUGUAACAUACAAUACUCUCUCCCUUCUAUCCCCCAUUUAGCCUUAGUUCUUCAAAUAACUGUAUAUCCAGUGCUUGCCACCACUCUUUGUUUGAUGACUCUGUUUUUCAUAUUUGGCUCUUUAAUGACAAAUCCAGGACAUAGAUUAAUAUUUCCAUCUUGAAAGCAAGCAAAGAAGCUAUGGAGACCAGUGAUUUCAACUCAUGAGGAUAAAACAUUAUUUGGUUGUGGUUAACUUCUUAAUUGUAAUCGUUUAUAAACUUCUUUGUUCCUUACAUGUAAAUGUAGUCCUAGUCAUGUUCCCCCAAAUUUUCUAUAGUAAAUUAUCUAUUACUUCUUAAAAGCCUUCCUUACAGUUCUUCCAUUCACCACAAGGUGAUUAGGAAAAUGUAAAGCUGGGUGAUAUUUAUUCCCUGCCUUUUAGAUACUGCUUUCAAGCUUGCUUUUCACAGCUGCUAACAAGUAACAACAGAUUUUAGUUUCACCACCUCCCUUCCUGCAUUUUGGAUGGCUCAUCCAAUAAAGCAAAACCUAUUGGACAACAAGGGCAAAAGGAGAGGAACUUUAAGAGGUAAUCAUUAGAUUGAAAAUCUAGUCCUGGAAAAAUAAAAGAAUAUAUUUCUGAAUAUUAGUACUCACUAUCCAGGAAAUAAUUUUUUGCUAAUUCUGAGCAAUACAAAAGGCAUCUUUAAAUCUGUAAAACUUGAAAAAAACCUCAAAAUUUAAAAACUGUAUUUUGAGUAAAGCUUUAAGUCACCUGCCACUGCUAAACCUCUGUGCAGCAAUUCUACAUCCUGUCCCUAGAUUCCUCUUAUGAUAAUUUUGCCCCCUACAGGACAAAUUUGGUGCUGGCCGCCUGAAUUAUUUUGCCUUUUGAAUUAUUUUGAGUUCUAAAAUAGUGAAGUGCAACCAUUAUUCAUUGUUUCACCGUGCCUUUGACCUUUUAUAAAAAGGAAUUUAUAAUUCAUUGUUUUAAAAAACAAACACCAAUAUUUGAACCUGUUGACUAAUAAAAAAUUUCACUCCUUUUUUUAAAUAGCACCUCAAGAUGCCAAUUUUUCAAGGCCUUAUGAGGAAAAAGCUGAUUCACAUUAUUCUUUAAAAGCGUAGUUCUUCUAAUCCUACAAAAACCUAUGGAGAUUUUCCUUUUAUGUGUUUUUUCACCCAAGUUUCUAAAAUGUAUAUUGAGAAAUUGGAUUGGGAAUCUAUAGUCAAGAUAGUUCCAACUCAGCUCUUCUAAAAAAUCCUUGCUCUAAUGAUGUUACUUUAUUCCUUUUACUGGGUGCUAAGUGUCUUUUGUUUUCAAAUGAGUUUACAACAGUUAUUGAACAUGUUUAACAUAUAAUUAGUAACUACAAGUGGCACUGAAGUUAUUUUAGAAGGUCACUAAGAGAUUCAUCCUUUUGUUAUUCAACUGCAAAAAAUAAAUCUGUAUAAUGAGCAGAAUUUAAAAUGUACAAUUCUUUUUCUUCUGUAAAUAUGUAUGAUUGUGAGAAAUAAAGAAUGGCUGGACCAUUG